UCAAGAGAUAUUGUCAAGUAUAGUUCACCCACAGGUCUUCAACAGUUGGCAUUCGAAUUUGUCCAGGAGUCAAUCAUCCGUGAAACCAUGAACGCCUUCAUCGCUCUUUUCGUUGCCACCUUGGCCAUUUCCGCCCAAGCUGGAUAUGCUCCGUCGGCGUGGCCAGUGUCCACCUACGGCGUAGACACGUGGAACGGUCUCAACUCCUGGAAUGGCCUCAACUCUUGGAAUGGCCUCAACUCCUGGAACGGCCUGAACACCUGGAAUGGUCUGAACAGCUACCCGUACGGAGUCAACCAGUGGUCCUCGGCGGCGGCUUGGCCAGCGACCUACUCCAACGGCUACACCAACAACUGGUACGGACUCGGUGGAAAGACCGUUGUCCAGGCCAACGUUGCCAAGGUCAACCCGUGGGGACUUCCGCUGGCGUCGUCCUACGGCUACGGAUACAACAACUACCUGGGAGCGGCGAUCCCGGCGGCCAAGUACGUCGCGGCCAACCCCGGAUCGGUCCAUGUGGCUCCACUGGUUGGACAUGCCAUCAACCAGAAGCUGAUCGUUGCUUGAAAAGUGUGAUUUGGAUGAUGAUGGAAUAAAAGGAGUUUUAUUUGAA
This is a messenger RNA of Culex pipiens pallens (northern house mosquito), 613 nucleotides long. RefSeq lists its product as uncharacterized. The transcript is spliced from 2 exons. The record is from RefSeq and is a predicted model, not a curated record. The coding region runs from base 88 to 567 and encodes 159 amino acids. NCBI's taxonomy places the organism in Eukaryota, Metazoa, Arthropoda, Insecta, Diptera, Culicidae.